Molecule: messenger RNA, 3190 nt
Organism: Hyalella azteca
Lineage: Eukaryota; Metazoa; Arthropoda; Malacostraca; Amphipoda; Hyalellidae
Exons: 7
Coding region: 1-765 (254 amino acids)
Source: RefSeq, a predicted model, not a curated record
AUGCAGUUCUGGCUCACCUGGGAGAACGUCGCCCUGCACGCUGAGGUGUGCACCAUCGAGCUGCCGGACCGUUUCCAGGACAUCUUCCGUCCCGUCGUGGACUGCGCCAUGUGCCGCAACGUCACGCACGUCGACAAGGUCGCCCGACUUUCCCCACAACUCUUCGAACAAAGAUACGCAUACACAGGCAGGCCAGUGCUGGUGCUGGACGGCCAGCGGGACUGGACGGCGCCGCGAACUUUUUCCUUCGAUUUCUUCAAGAACAUUUACGCGCCAGACUCGCCCGUGCUGAGCCACAGCUACAGAGACUGCCAGUUCUUUCCUUACCAGACCAGCUUCAGCAGCCUCAGAGACGUCUUCAAUAUGAGCAGAGACAGGGUCAACAUGAGGGGUGAACCCUGGUAUAUUGGGUGGAGUAACUGCGACUCUGCCGCGGCGAACGAGCUGCGACAGCACUACACCCGCCCCUACUUCCUGCCCGAGGCGUCCGAGGCCUCCAAGAUGGACUGGAUCUUCAUGGGCACCAAGGGAUACGGAGCACACCUCCACAUCGACCACGUCGGCAAGCCGUCCUGGCAAGCGCAAAUUCGUGGCAGUAAAACCUGGACGCUGGAGCCUCCGCCUGAGUGUUACUUCCAGUGCCAGACACUCAGCGUUACUGUACAUCCUGGCAACAUCAUCGUGCUGGACACCAACGCGUGGUACCAUAAAACAUUGAUCGUGUCGGACGAACUCAGCAUCACCAUCGGCUCAGAGUAUGACUGAAGUGGCCCGAUGGCAGGAUUGGGUGUUCGGCUGAAGGAAUCGAGCGUUAAGCGCGUUAAGCGAGAGGAAUCAAGUGUACAACUAGAGGAAUCAAGUGUCCGGCUGGAGGAAUCAUGUGUACAAAUGGAGGAAUCAUGUGUACAACUGGAGGAAUCAAGUGUCCGGCUGGAGGAAUCAUGUGUACAAAUGGAGGAAUCAUGUGUACAACUGGAGGAAUCAAGUGUCCGGCUGGAGGAAUCAAGUGUUCGGCUGGAAGAAUUGAGUGUCAGGGUGGAAGAAGCAAGUGUUCCACUCAAGAAAUCUGUUGCUCAGCUUCAGGAAUCAAGUUUCCAGCUGCAGUGAUGUAGCACCGAAAUGGUGCUCUGAUGUUGCCAAAUGAAUUAAUGAAGUGCCGAAUUGAAGCACUGGCGUAUUUAAGUGAAACAAUAACGUAUCCACAAAAAGAAAGAACUAUUCAAUGGAGUCUCAGGUUUUGAUAAGGCUUUGAAUAUAUUCUCAUUAUUGGUUUCUGCAUUUAUAUGAAUAACUUUUUCCAAAAAUGUUAGCAUUGCAGCUGCAGGCAUUUGAAAGGUUCCAAAAAAUUUCCUUCAAACGUAUUUCUUGAUUCCUUGUUUGAACAUAAAAUUCUGAGUUUCUUCGAAUCAAUUUUUUCCCGAUAUUACUGUAAAAUCACGCAUAGAUAUCUUUACACGCCAAAAAACUUUUUAUAUCUUCAAAAGACUAUUACAAAAUUCAUCAAUGAAGGUCGAGAAUCAACUAAAAUAUUGUAAAAUAAAUUAAUUGUGACCGCUUAUUAAGGGCAUAAAUUAUGUUAGAUAACUUAAUAAUAAAUUUUGUUAGAAAUCUAUAUUAGUAGGAUUCAGAUAAUGAAAUUAUUCAUGAGCUGUCGUAGAACUUUCCAUGCUGAAAGAAACCAGCUUAGACAGAAGUCUACUGCCACAGAAGUUUGUGAAGACAAGAGUCUACCCCCUCAAAAGUCUGCCCCGACUGAAACCUACCUCUACGGAACCCUGCCCUGACGGAAUUCUAUUCCAACAGAAGUUUCCCCAGAGAGUAGUCUAACCGCCUCCAAAGAAAGAAGCCCAGACACAAUAUACCCCUUGAAACGUUCCCUGACAAAAUUCUACCCGCUCAGAGGUCUUCAAAGGCAGAAGUCUACUCGCUGAGAGGUCUACUUAAACUGUAUUCUACCCUCCAAAAAGUCUACCCUACUGAAGGAUACCCAGUUUGAAGGAAGUUUUAAAGCCUCGUCCUCUCCACGAUCAGUAUUAUUUCUUUGUAACAAAACAAAACCUAACUGGGAAGAUGGACGACUUUGAACUUUUUUAUUUAAAUAUGAAUUAUGUGCUUUCAAAAAAUAACCUAGAUAUACACAUAACAUCACGGCUGCCGUUUCUCCGUGUUCGCAGCUGAACAGAUCUCUUCGUUGUAGCUACGAAGAAACGCUUAUGAAGAGUUUUAUUAUGAAUAGAUAUAGCUAUACUCUACCUGAAAUUAUACAUCUUCGUGUCUCUGUGUAUGUGAUAUAAACUUUAAAUAGUCAAAUUUUUUAGAAUAAAUAAACAUAUUUUCAUAAUAUAUCUAAGGCAUGGAUUUUAUUUCAAUAGUUUUUAAUCAAUACCUAGAAAUUCUAAGCUCUUCCCUCGACUGAUCCGGUCAAUUAAUUACAGGAUUUCCUCCAUUGCCGUCUAGAACGGAACCAUUAAGAAUAUUCCGUUUUUAUCGAGAAUUUACGCACGCUCAGCUUCACUUUAUUUCUUGAAAGUUCUUUAAUGCCUAAUUUGUUUAAUGCCAGACCUGCAGCCUAUACCUGAAUCAAUUAGGAGAGAAUCUGUUUGAUGAUGAUGAGAUGAAGGCAACAUGCCAGUUAUAAUAUUGAAGCUUUGUCAAUAAUGAAAAUUAUAUUUUAGCAAUAGCAUCACGCUAGAGUUGUAAUGUUUCAUCCAUGCCAUAAUUUGAAUCUGAAAUGAUAGGUUAUUCAUGCAUCCUGUUGCUAGUCAAAUAUAAUGGUGAAAUGAAGUAGCCUAUCGUCAUUUGAUUAAAUUAAAUAUUCACUAGAAUAUAAUGUUUACAAUAUGUACAAUGAUAUGAUAAAAAUCGAUUGUGGCAUCUGAAUAUUCGCAUUAUUAUACCUAUGACAUGUUCUAAGAUGAUCGAGUAUUUAUUAGGUUUUUUUUUUAAUUUUCAACUCUGGCAUCGCGUACGCGAUUUUUAAACAUGACUUAUUUCCUCGCAGCAUUAAUGGCUUCUGGCGUCCUUUAACAAUCAGGUAGCCUCUAACCCGUGUAUAACAUUCAUCUUAAAUUAUUAAAAUCCCCCAACAAUGCUACGUAAACGAAUGGUGUACUUCGUAGACAUCUUUCGUGCAGCAUCAACAGUAUCAUGGCGAGAGGUAGUAAAUGAAAUAAGCUUUAUACACCGCAUC